This is a messenger RNA of Amphibalanus amphitrite, 2534 nucleotides long. RefSeq lists its product as uncharacterized. NCBI's taxonomy places the organism in Eukaryota, Metazoa, Arthropoda, Thecostraca, Balanomorpha, Balanidae. The transcript has a single exon. Gene Ontology annotation, molecular function: nucleic acid binding; RNA-DNA hybrid ribonuclease activity. The record is from RefSeq and is a predicted model, not a curated record. Bases 1 to 2499 code for a protein of 832 amino acids.
AUGCUGGACCAGAUGCGGAAAAUGAAGAACAAGAAAGCGCCGGGGAUGGACGGUGUCUGCACCGAACAUCUGCGCCACCUGGGUCCACUCGCCCAGGAGGUGAUGCUACGCCUGUUCAACCUGUCAUGGCGCUCCGCUGAAGUCCCGUCCGUCUGGAGAAGGGCGGUCAUCAUACCGAUUCCCAAGGCCGGGAAAGACCCACAGGACGUCACAAGCUACCGGCCCAUCUCGCUGACCAGCCACAUCGCGAAGCUGAUGGAGCGGAUGGUGUCGGCGAGGGUGACGCACCUGCUGGACCGCGACAACGUCAUCCCGGCCGAGCAAGUGGGCUUCAGGCGCGGUCGAUCGGCGGAGGAGAACCUGGGACGCCUCAUCCAGGAAGUCCAGGAUGGAUGGAACCUGCCAGCCCCGAAGGGACGUCCAUCCGACGGCAAGACAGCCGCCAGGUUCGUACUCACCGCCUACGACUUCUCCAGAGCCUACGAUGUGAUUGACCACCAGAUGCUGCGUCUGAAGAUGCUGCACCGACUCCCACGGUGUUACGCAACGUGGAUCUUCCACUUCCUGCGAGACCGACGAGCAUGCGCGGAGGUCAAUGGCGUCCGCAGCAGCAGCCGUCCCUUCCGAGCGGGCCUCCCCCAGGGCUCCGUGCUCGCCCCGACCCUGUUCACCCUGUGGUCGGCGGACUUGGUGGAGGAGCUCCGGAAGGUUGACGGCACAUCGAUCUACAUGUACGCCGACGACACCGCCACCCUCAGCUCCGGAGCGACCAUUGCGCAAGCGAUGGUACGCGCUCAGAGAGCUGCAGACGUGAUGGCGGCCUGGGCGCGGAAGUGGAAGAUGCGGCUGGCGGGCAGCAAGACGCAGGUCCUGGUACUGUCCCAACGGCACGAAGAUGCCCGCGACAUCGUGCUGAGGGUGGACGGCACGGCAGUCAAGGGCACCCGACACCUCCAUCUGCUCGGCGUGACCUUUGACAGAUUGCUCCACUUCGGGGAGCACUGCUCUCGUCUCCGCCGCAAGGUGAAGCCGCGUGUGGCCCAGCUGAGGAAGCUGACGGCGCGCUCGUGGGGCCUGCAAGAGCCGCAGCUGCGAACCGUCGCCAACGGUUACGUCCGUGGUGCACUCGAGUACGCGGCGGCGGCAUGGCUCCCGGCGGCGUCGGAGUCGCACGUGGAGCUGCUUGAGAGGGAGAUGCGUGCCACAGCGCGCGUCGUGACCGGCUGCCCGAUCAGCACGCCGAGAGACCCGCUGAUGGCGGAGGCCGGCAUGGUCCCGGUCCGGGCGCGCAGGGAGGCGUUGGCCGUCAGGCUGACCGCCACUGCGGCGUCGCAGAGGACCGAUGACCCUCUCCGUGAGGUAGCAGCGAGGAUAGCCCCCCGACGACUGCGGACCACCACCGGCUGGCGUGAUGUGGGACGGGAGGCCCUCACCCGGCUUGGUCUUCAGGAGACACCCGUGGAGGAGCGACUACACAUCACCCUCCCUCCAUGGUCGGACUGUUCGGGGGUGGCGAUCCGGCUGGACGUCGGCGCGGCUAUUAGCAGGGAGGCGCGCGACGAGGUCCGCCGGGCGGCGGCCGAAGAACACCUCGCGACCCUGCCAGACCAGGCGACCUGGAUCUGGAGCGACGGCUCGGCAGAGGGCGGUGUCGCGUCCGGGGGCAGUGGUGCCCUGAUCACCCUGCCCUCUGGAGAAGAGAGGACGACCCGGACGCCGGCCGGCGCCGUCUGCAGUAGCACCCGCGCCGAGCUGGUGGCGAUGCGUGCCGCUCUGGAGGAGGUGCAGCAGCUGGAGGACGCAACGUCUGCGACCCCGCUGGUGCUCUGCACCGACUCCCAGGCUGCGCUCGCCACGCUCGCGACGGGCGCCGGAGAACAGCGGACGACGCUGGGAGCCGAGAUAUGGCGCCUGCUCCUGGCGGCCCCGGACAGACCGACAUGGCUGCAGUGGGUCCCGGCCCACUGUGGCCUCCCAGGCAACGAACGGGCGGACGAGCUGGCCAAGGAGGCCUCCAGCUUACCACAGGCAGCCGCGCCUGUGGACGUCCGCAGCCUCACUAAGGCAGUCGGCCGCGCCGCCUCCAAGGCCUGGCGAGAUCGCUGGCCCGACAGCUUCUUCAGGCGGAUUAUGAGAGACAGGUUCCCGACACCUGUCCUCAACGAGACGAGGGAAGACGCGGUGAAUGUGCACCAGCUUCGAGCGGGCCACUGGGGGCUCUCGACGAGCUACCUGCACAGGAUCGGCCGUCGCCCAACACCGACCUGCCAGCAGUGCGAGGACCUGAAGUGCCCGGCGGCACUGUGUCUGGUCUGCCGAGAGGAGGCCGACACGCCGGAGCACGUGCUGCUGCGCUGCCCCUGCCUGGCGGGCAAGCGACUACGCCUGUUCGGGACCAUACACCCCGAUGCGACUCGGCUGCGGGACGGCGGGGCCGUGGCGGCGCUGGCCCGCGGCUUCCUCCGCCACCGAGAGCCUGCGGGCUACGGCCGGCCGUAGGCCGGCCCGCGGGGAAACAACAACAACAACAACAA